Molecule: messenger RNA, 1915 nt
Organism: Aplysia californica (California sea hare)
Lineage: Eukaryota; Metazoa; Mollusca; Gastropoda; Aplysiida; Aplysiidae
Exons: 5
Coding region: 221-1483 (420 amino acids)
Source: RefSeq, a predicted model, not a curated record
CAACUAUUUCAUCAUGCUUUUUGGGCCUUAGAACGAGGGCGACAGAAGGGAUUGAUCCAGUAAUUGUUUCAGAUCAACGAGCGCGUUUCACUUCAUGAUCAGAUCUUUUGGUGUAGACCUAUCAAACUAAAGCUUUAUUGUACUUAAUUCGGUGUCUAGCAGAGGAUUUAAUCAAAAGUUAGAAAAGGAGCAAGAGUACAUAGUCUACAAGCUGUCUAAAAUGGAGUUUGUGGGUAUGAAAUCCAUCAAAAAGAACCCGUCUAUCGACAUGGAUGACAAGUGCACUGACUGGGUGGCCACAGAGAAGGUCCAUGGUUCGAGUUACCAGUUCUACACCAGCGACGGAAACACAGUCAUCGCCGGCAGCCGACGAUACCCUUUGGAAGACAAAGGCUCAUUUCUCAAGUGCAAUACAGCUGAGUUCAAGGAAAGGUAUGUUGAAUGCGUUAAGAAAGUAUUCCAAAUCAUCAGCUCAGACGAGCGUUGGGAGGAAUACAAGGAAUGGGGAAAGAAAGAAGACAAUGAUGACGACGAUGCAGAGGAAAACGUCGAAGAAGAGGCAGCUGGAGACGAAGAGAGAGACGACGAAGAAAAUUCUGAAACAGUAGAUAACCCCACAAAAUCUGACUGUGAAAGCAGUGAACUCAAGAACAAGUCAAAUGAUAUCGAGCUGAGAAUAUACGGCGAGCUGUACGGAGGGGGCGGAGUCGAAUUAGAAUUUAUGUAUGCAGCUAUUCAAAAAGAAAUCAUUUAUUCUGAUGAGUACCGCUUCUACGUUUUCGGAAUCAACGUCAACCGAAACUGGCUUUCCGUUGUCCAAUUGGGCGAUCUGUGCAGGGAAGUGGGAUUUCCAUACUUCGCUGUUCCAGUUACUGAGCCCAAAGCUACUCUGGAGGAACUGAAAGACUGGCUUAAAGACACUGGAUUCAUGAACAGCAGAUCCUCCCUCACAGAACGCACUGAUGAUUACAAGACGAAUAUCGAAGGUGUGGUGAUGACUCCGCUGACCAGACCCGACUUUGGCUUACACGCCGUCAAAUACUUGUCGACUGCUUUCGUUGACGUUAAACAAAGAAAGGAUAAAGCGCCAAACUACUGCACCAAAGCAAGAUACAACAGUGUACUGAGCAAACUGGACAUCCCUGAACGACAGCAAACAGACAUGGUGAUAGAGAUGUUCAUCGCUGACAUUCUCAAAGAAAGCGGCGCGAAAGAAAGCUCCAACAACGAAACGAAGUCUUGGACUAAAUCUGUAAGAAUGUGGCUAAUGCAAGAUGGUUACCUCGAGCCAACAAACAAGUUCGAAGUUGCCAUGGUGGAGAAGGUGAGACAAGGGAAGCCAUCAAGAAAAGAUAGGGAACUUGCCAAUUUAAAAAUGAGAGAAUCGAAGGCACAGGAGAAAGAGGUAGACGUUGAAGAAGAUGACGAUGACGAAGAUGACGAUGCCUUGAUGGAUGGAGUUAUGGGACUUUUUGGGGAUUAACAAAUGCAUUCUCCUUAGAAACUAAUGAAAUUUGAUCAAAUGACCCUAUAGGGACCUCAACUUUUGUUUUGUACCUGUAUUAAGAGGCAAUAAUAAUAUAAUUGAAGGGAAUUUCUAUUCAUGCAAUACCGGUAGAUCUAAUAAUGUUAAUCGUAAAUUAGAUGUAUAUGAAAUCAAUUGUUGUAAUAUCAUUUGUGAUUGAAGGGAAUUUCUACUCCCAACUUCUGCACUCCACCCCCAUCUCAACCCCUUCCCCAUAAACACAUCGUCAUAUUACAUCCACUACCACGCAUACUCAGACGUACACACACAUUACACAAACGCUGAUUGACAAACAAAAUAUUAUUUCACUCUUUCCCUCAGUUCUUCACACAUAAAUACACACACACUUACACGUACUCAAUCGAUCGCAUGCGCGCACAUACACAUACA